Molecule: messenger RNA, 4154 nt
Organism: Malurus melanocephalus (red-backed fairy wren)
Lineage: Eukaryota; Metazoa; Chordata; Aves; Passeriformes; Maluridae
Gene: GDPD1
Product: glycerophosphodiester phosphodiesterase domain containing 1
Exons: 10
Coding region: 140-1078 (312 amino acids)
Biological process (GO): glycerophospholipid catabolic process; N-acylethanolamine metabolic process
Cellular component (GO): endoplasmic reticulum membrane
Molecular function (GO): phosphoric diester hydrolase activity; phosphatidylcholine lysophospholipase A1 activity
Source: RefSeq, a predicted model, not a curated record
CUGCGCGGCCGCAGAGGCUCCGCUCCCUCAGAGCUCCGGCUCCCGCAGCGGCUCCGCCUCGCCGCGAGCCGGCAGCGGGCUGGGACAGCGGCACGGAGCGCCAAGCCACGGCCCGGGGCGGCCGGCGACCGGGCGCAGGAUGUCGGCCGCGUUCUACGUGCUCUCCACGCUGGGUGGAUACGUCCUCACCUCCGCGCUCCUCCUCAAGUGCCCGGGGCUGCUCCACCGGCCCAAGCGGCAGCGCUUUCGCUGCCGGCACAUCUCGCACCGCGGCGGUGCUGGAGAGAACCUGGAAAACACAAUGGCAGCCUUUCACCAUGCAGUGAAUUUGGGGACGGAUAUGCUGGAGCUGGAUUGUCACCUGACAAAAGAUGAGCAAGUGGUUGUGUCCCAUGAUGAGAACCUGAAGAGAUCGACAGGAGUUGAUGUUAACAUAUCUGACCUYAAAUACUCAGAACUUCCACCCUAUCUCUGCAAGUUGGAUGUCACAUUUCAGAAAGAAAGUCAGUGYGAGGGGAAGGACAAUCGUAUCCCGCUCCUGCAAGAGGUGUUUGAGGCAUUUCCAGAAACUCCUGUCAACAUUGACAUCAAAAUGAACAACAACGUGUUGAUCAGAAAGGUCUCAGAGCUGGUGAGUCAGUACAAGAGAGAGCACCUGACCGUGUGGGGGAAUGUCAAUUAUGAGAUUGUAUCCAAGUGUUUCAAGGAGAACUCUGAAAUUCCCAUCAUCUUCUGUGCCCAACGUGUYCUCCUGCUUCUUGGCCUGUUCUACACCGGUCUGCUGCCAUUCAUUCCCUUCAAGGAGGAGUUCUUUGAGAUUCCCAUGCCUUCCAUCAUCCUCAAGCUGAAAGAACCAACGAAGAUGUCAAGAAGCCAGAAAUUUAUUAUCUGGCUGGCUGACACGCUGCUGAUGAGGAAGGCGUUGUUUGACCACCUCACGGCUCGGGGCAUCCAGGUGUACAUUUGGGUACUGAAUGAAGAACAAGAAUACAAGAGAGCAUUUGAUCUUGGAGCUACUGGAGUGAUGACAGACUAUCCAACAAAACUGAAGGAGUUCUUACAUAAUUAUCCAGCAUAAAGGAAGAAAACUCAGARAGUUCUUCUGGAGCAGAUUGUGAGCCAAGGAUUUUCCUCAUUAAGAAAAUAAAUGGGGGCAGCAUGCACAGAUCAUUUAUGUUGGGAAGAUGUAAUUGAUGAUCUGUUACCUUGUUGUCAAGUCACUACCUAAUGUAAAGGUUGCCUAUUUAUUUUAAAACUUUAAUGACAUAGUUUACAUUUGUAAAUAGCUCAUUUAGCAACAGCACACUUCACAAAUGAUGAUGAUUAGGAAGAAAGUUGCCUGAUAAGGUACAUGUAGAUAAUAAGCAUUAUCUUACCUGUCACAAGUGUUCUAAGCAGCUGUCAGGAAUUCAGUUAUUCCAGUUAUAUUCUAGUGAGCAGAAACUGAAGAAUUUCUGAAAGUGUAGCCUGUGUGUUUGCAUUUCUUGUGUUGCUUUUAGAUUUCAGAUCACUUCUAGAGAAAAAAAAUAAAAACAGGCACAGGAGAAAUAGCAAAGCAGACUCUGUGUCUGGGCAGGUAGUGAUAGUGAAGGUGAUCCCUUUUUAGCUAAAGUUAACUCAGUGUAGAUUGAMUCCAUUAUUCUCACUGACAAGAAUGUUGAGUUGGAACUGGAUUUAGACCCUUUCUGAGGUGAUGGCAAUACUGUGACUUGUUGGUCCAGGUCUAAGUACAGUAUUUGAGUCAGGAUCUGGGUUUGACACCGAGUUCCACUGCAGGGUCCAGGUUUGCCCCUGUCAGGCUACCUUAGCUGGAUUUCCAGGAUGGARAAUUGCACUUCUUACAGAUUACACUCACUUUGAAAUAGCCUUUUCACAAUGUCCUAAAAGUCUUUUGCACAUUUGUGGUUCUUAAUGAACGGGAAGUUGUUUUUAGGGUGAGGGACCAAAGAAGAUUUAAGUUUGGUCAGGAGUUUCAGGGACAAAUGAAAAUGUUCCUGUUAAGUGAAUUCACCCAAAGCAGAUAUAUGUGUAUAGUUGUAAAGGGAGGAAGUGUCAGUCUAGAAUGUGUGUAGACUUCAGUCUUUUCUCUCCACAAAAGUCCACUCAAUAUCCAUUAAAUUUAUGUGCAUGGACACAGAAMUAACUGGCAAAAGCCAGGAAACCCMAGGUAUGAUGGAAUGGGGUUGGRCAGGAAGAUAUUUCUGGAAGCUUCCCAUGCUGUUCUGUCCUUGUGAGCAGGAGUUAUCCAUGUGUCAGACAGGUUGGAGCCUGCAGUGCCCGUGUGCCUUGGUGUGCUCRUGUCAGUGCUGGGAGAUUCAGAAGGAGUUUGAUUACUGUGGCCUAAUUACACCAAUGUGUAGAGCUCAGUCACUGAAUCAUCAGAUGCUUCCCCUGAACAAGAGUUCUGUUCUAGCAGUGUCUGUUUUUUGAAGGAAAAAAUGACAGAUCUUAAUAAUAAACACAGUAGCCAGAUGUGUAUUUACUGCAAUUUUAGCACCCACUGUGCUAAAAGUUGAUUUUUAAGUCAUUUUUUUGCCCUUGGUAGCUCAGAUUUGGGAGUGUUCAUGUUUCACCCCUCUGGCUGCUGUGCCAUACUUGUAAUUGUGGAGCAUUUUUGCUGUUCCACUGCCUCUGUGAAUGCCAAAUCCACCUGCAUGGACAGUGUUUGUUUCUGCACUCCAGUUCCUUGCUGAGGAAUAUGUCUGGAUGAAAUGGAAAAAAACGACUGCAUUUUGAAUUCAAGUGAACAUGUGGUAAUGGGGGCRAAUCAGUUAAUGUUGUCCUUUUGAAUAUCUGCCUGGUGAAGAUGACUGCAGAUUCAAUUUCCUCCUAAUUUAAUCAGCCUUGUUGCUUAUUGAAUGGAAGAGAGGAAAAUGUAACUUCCUAACUGUUCAUGGGGGAAAAAGGAUGAAAUUAUUUAUUAGGUACUAAGCUUUCUGUUUCCCUUUCAGACCAGUUCUGUCUGGUCACAUAAAUGCUAAUAYUCAGUCAAGUCACAGCUCUGCCUGCUUUCUAGAAGUCACUCAAUAGUUGUAGAAUAUGUUCCACAUGCAGCUCAGUAAGUAAAUUAAAAAAUUCCACCUUUCUGUCCUGAUCUGGGUUAUUAGCAGUUUGUAGCUCCAGAUAGUUUUUAUGCAAUGUAUUUUUUAUAAAUUCAAUUUUAUUAYUAUUGAAGUUCCAACACAUGGCAUCAAUAUGAAGAUGCAAAUUUAAUUCUGGUUUAGAGGAUACCAUCAAAUAGUACUURCAUAUUAAAAUUUUGUUUACAUCAGGUAGAGCUGAGUUUUAAAAUACCAGUUUUGAUUUCUGACUGACUUUAUCUCAAGUUUCCCUCACAACUCAAUAAAUAAUUUGCCAUUAUUCUAUAUUGRAUGAUGAAACACAGGUACUGAAAUGACAAGUGUUUUUAAAUUUAAUUUUAGUAUUUUUCCUCUCUAGUAGAGUUGGAAAUUCYUGCCUUCUAAGAUUCUCAACCACAUUUUUGUAAAGACAACCAGUGUCCCUACAUCUGAUGUGGUUUCUGACUGUGCUGUUUAUACAUUGGAUAAAUCUGCUGCUCAAUAUCUGAAAUUCGAUUGGGAGGGAAAGGAUCCAGAGCUGAAAAAGCUGCUGGAUUUAUUCAUUCACCUGUUUGGGCUUUAGUACAAGAGCUCAGAUUUGAUCUCUUGAGACAGAUAAUGUUCCAUGGAUGAAUCCCAGCACCAAUGCACAGGGCUUAGGCCAUGAUAACUGUUUGUAACAAAAUAACAUGGAAAUGAGGUAACUGUAAAACAUUUGUUGUACCAAAUCCUUGUUUUGAAUAUUCCAGAACUCGCUGUGUGAUUUUUAAACCACUUGUACAGAAAAGCUUUUGUUGAGAACUUGCACAACUGUCCAGGAGGAUGUUCAGUWAAUCUCUCUCUCCAAGGAGAGAUUCUUUUCAGGUACUUUUAACUCUAAAUAUUGUUUUAACACUGUGUUCUCAACUCYGUUGCAAAUUUUAUGUAUGAAGGAUGAUGCAUGUAUUUCAUGCACUUUUAAUUUGCAGAAAGUCUCGUGGACCUCUCUAGCUCCAAAGCUAUGAAGUGAUUUUUCUUUUCAUGUGAAGAAAGAUUCGAUGCUUUUGAAAUGUGGCACAUACAAACAUCUUUGCUCMUAAAAGAUCUAAAACUGAA